AUGAAAAUCAUUAUCCGCCUGACCCCGCGCCUCAUAGUUCGAAAACUACAGACCCACCAGGUGGCCAAGGCAAUCGUCCAAGCCACGGGAGGUGCGCCGGCCUGCAAGGGGGAUGAUUUCAUCGUCCGCCUGCGACACGGCUCGAACAUCAUCAUCGUGAGCACCCCUCACGAGGCCACGGCGGCCACCCUCAUGGAAAUUAUAAGCCUCUACUUUCACGGACGAUCACACCCUGUGAAGGUCUAUCUAUCAACACCCGAGGGCCUGCUUAAAGGUGUCGUACACGGCAUCGACGCCGGCACCGGCGAAGCCGAGCUUAUGGCGAAUCUUCGGGUCCGCACACAUGGAGUCCGCAUCGUGCGGGCCCGUAUGCUCGGACAAUCCCAGACAGCCCUACUCCACUUCGAGGCACCCCAGGUACCUAGAUUUGUGUAUUACUACGGAGGGGAGAUGCCUUGCCGAGACUACCAGCAGACAAGGCAGUUCUUCUCCAUCUGUAGCAUCACCGGACACCGACCAGACGUCUGCCCCAACCCAACGUGCGCCCUGUGCGGAGGGGCCCAUCUCACGGCCGCAACAGAGUUCAACAAGCUCAAGCGCAUUCCACCCAGAUGGAAGCCUGCCUCCACCACCACACCCAAAACCCAACGACAGCCCCGCCCGGUCACUCAGUCAACCAAGGCGGCUGACCUUCGCCCGCGAUGGUUCAGCUCCGAGCGGGAAGACUCCGACUACUCAGAGUCUCCGAGCAUCUACGCAUCCCGGUCCGGUUCCAACCCAAGGUCCAGGUCCCGCUCCUGCUCUCGCCCCCGGUCUCACUUUCGGUCGCCCAGACGGCGAUCUCGGUCGACGCCCAAACAAGGACAGCAGGCAGCACCAGCCACCGCGGCACUCGAAGACAAGGGGCUCCAGCAACACCACCGAAAGGCCAAGGAAGCCUCAAUAAAGAGGACUACCACCAAAGAACACGAGGGCUGGAACGACGUCGGCUUCCACGGCUCCCGCCAGAUCCCGACGCCAAACAUGGACGCCCUGGCCGCGAUGGGCGUCAUCCUGCAGCGCCACUACACGACUCCAGUGUGCACGCCUUCCCGCUCGGCGUUCUUCACGUCACUCUACCCAGCGCGUACCGGUAUGCAAACAUAUCCAAGACUCAUUCACAUAGCUCACCUUGGCUACGACGUACUGACGGCGGCCCCGAAGGUUGCCGUACCACUGACGUUUGAAUUUCUGCCGCAGUGGUUGAAGCGACAAGGAUACAGCACUCACAUGGUGGGAAAGUGGCACCUGGGAUACAAGAGCCUCGAGUACACUCCCACAUGGCGUGGCUUCGACUCCUUCUUCGGCUACUACAACGGUCAUGAAUUUUAUUAUAAUCACACCAUCGAAGAUCAAGUGUUGCGCGGUAUGCUGCAGGAUGAGGGACACUGUGGCCUGGACCUCUGGCGCAACGUCGGCCAUACAACGCAAGCUGUCACCGACCUCAACGGCACGUACUCGACGGACGCGUUCACGGAUGAGGCCAAGCGCAUCAUCGCCGACCACGAUGCUGAAAAGCCCCUGUUUUUGUACCUGGCCUACCAAGCAGUUCAUGCCGCCUGCAAAGAUUGCAACGUAGAGGCACCCCCAGAGAUCGUGGACCAAUAUGCCUACAUCACAGCUUACAACAGAAGUGUCUUUGCAGCCCACUCCAACAUUCCCACUAACAUCAAGCCACGGUCAUGGACGGACUGCCUCACUCCACCACCCCAUGCAACUAACAUUCUCCUGCCGGUGCUUAUCCAGCACCGCCACUCCUUCUGCCAGCUUGUCGCCGCGUUGCCGCGUCGAGACUGCGACGCGUCCCCGCCCUCGUGGCAAGCCCGGACUCGCGCCCUCGUUAAAGCCCUAUGCGCACUCCACGUGAUGGACCGAUCUGUGGGUGAGGUGCUGGCGGCGCUGCAGUCCCGAGGUAUGCUCGCCGACAGCGUCGUGGUGUUCGCCAGUGACAACGGGGGCGCACCGCUUAGCAGCCAAUUAGUUUCCAACGCCGGCAACAACUUUCCCUUGCGCGGCGCCAAGGAAGACGUGUGGGAAGGAGGCGUCCGGACGCCGGCGGUCUUCUGGUACGGACGUCGCCGCGGCCGCCUGCCGCGGCCGCCAUCGCAGCACGUGAUGCACAUCGUCGACUGGGCGCCGACUUUCUACGCGGCCGCAGGUGGAGACGUUUCGGACCUCGGCGACGUGGACGGAAAGAACCAGUGGGAGGCGCUGACUGAGCGCAAAUGCAUCGACCGUGGGGACGUAAUCCUGGAGAUUGAAGGCCGGAACGAGGCGGCGGCCAUCAUCUCCGGCAGGUACAAACUGGUAAACCGCUCCGAGGGAUACUGCGACGCGCUUCUCGACAGUCGAAUUCCCCUGCCGGAAGGAGAACCUCCCGAAGAGCUCGACCUGGACGCCCUCAUGGUAUCGUCCGAGGCCUGGAAAGCUCUGCAGGAGGCGUCCGCCGACUCGGGGUCGCGCCUCCACUCCGCCCCGAGGGCCGACUGGCGCCGUGAGGCAACCGUCACGUGCAGCGCCGACGGGGCAGACGACCUCGCGGUGGACGACUUUGACCCCUGUGCUACCGUCUUCGUGUUCGACAUCUUCAGCGACCCAUGCGAGAUUAACAAUCUGGCAUCAUCCUUACCCGAGGUGCGCGACGAUUUACUAGGUAGACUGACAACGUACCGUGCGACCAUAUUAUCUCCUCGCCCGGCGAACAACGAAGCGGACGAGCGCGGUUACCCGCAAUACCAUAACUGCACCUGGUCGCCCUGGUUAGACGUGGAACCAUCGCCGCGCGCAGAAUGCCCGUGCUGAAAAGACUGUCAUCGCACAACAUACUUCAGACACGAUUAGGUCACCAUGUGACACUACGCGCUAAGCUCUCAUUACUGUCAUAGUUAGCUCUGCCUCAUGAUGUCCAGUGUUUAUAAUAGUAAGGAAAACCUCCCACGCACAACACGAGCAUUUUACCCCCCAGGUAUACUUGAAGUCGCCGUCACCAGGUAACGUCGUCGAACAUGAUCUCCAAUUUGUUGUUUACACCGAACACGUCUGGCACACUGACCAAAUUGCUGUGUUUGUGAGAAGGAUUGGACCAUAGAUCAGUUUUUCGAUGAUUGUCAACAAUUUAUCAACUGGCACAAAAAAAAAACUUAGAAACACCGUUCCGCCUUCUUGAACGUAUAUACCUGUUCUUUGAUACUAUUAGAUGCCUCGACUCUCACAAACAGCGAUGGGAAAAUUCUCACUGGCAUGCCUGACUUGCUGUUGGGUGUUGUGCGAUUGAAUUGCAAAAUGCAGACGAGAACAUGGUUUCUUUUCUCGCCGGAUUUAGUUUCGGUUUUUAUUGUUUGCAUUUCUUAAGAUUUGACUCUUAAUUUUUAAAAAUAUACGCUCGCCAAGUUCCACCACGUUUCGAUUCCUUUUUCGAACGAUGCGCAGUGCUCUGGUAUUGCACUUAGCUCUUCCAGCGAGCACUAGCACACUCUCUAACGCGGUGCGUCUGGUAACGUACUCCAUGUUCGUUUCAGUACUGUCAUUGCCUUGCUGCACUAGAUACGACUGCAUUUCUUUCUGAUUGACGAGCUUUUCGUUUGACCUGACAUCCAGUUUUGACGGCAUUAGAUCUACCACGCACUGGCCUGUGUCAUGCUACUUUUUUUUGCCUAAUUAGGUAAUUAGCGAAGAUUAAUUAACCAACUCCUGAAGCAACGAAGCUAGGGAAAAAAUUUCAAAUUAGAAAGUUGCAGAGUGGCUUGCAAAACGUCCGAAUAAACAGUUUCCGUCUUUCUA
Molecule: messenger RNA, 3819 nt
Organism: Dermacentor andersoni
Lineage: Eukaryota; Metazoa; Arthropoda; Arachnida; Ixodida; Ixodidae
Source: RefSeq, a predicted model, not a curated record